AGGGUUAUCACGUGACAUGACAGAAAGGGUGACGUAUUUGUGACGGGUUGAGUGUCUUGCGGAUUCGUCUUGUUUUUGCGGUGGGCGAUUAUUACAGUUGGAAAAUCGCCCAGGCUCAAGAUUAAGUCGCCGCUCGAGCAAAUGAAUUGAGUUGAGACUCGAUUUAUGAGACAUUUUUGGAGAGACGUUUUCGAGUCGUGAAGGUUGCAGUCCUACGACCACGCUUUUUCCGUAAGAAUACAUUGGAUGCCCUUCGUCCACACAUCCCUGCAGGCCGGCAAUGGAGAGAUUCGACGAGGAGGCUAAGCCCUCCCACCUUGCUGGCUAUGGGGAUGACCCACUGGCAAUGGCGAUGGCCCAGAGCGGGAUCGAGACGGGGGACCAGUGGUCAUUCCUGGACCUGAGGUCCGACCACGGCGGCGGAGACCAGUACGAUCCAGAGACGUCACCGGACCAGUACGAUCCCGAGACGUCAUCAGACCAGUUUGGACAGCUGGCGUGCCUACAGACCAGUGACGAGGAACGGAGUGUAGAGGAGCGGCUCCACGGGAGGAUGGAGGAGGAAGAAGGAGAGGACGAGGAGGAAUUAGAAGAUGUGGACAGAGACCUGGACGGCUUGCUGAGCGCCUACUACUACACCGUGGAUACUGGCGAGGACCCCGAUCCGGACCCGGACCCGGACAGUCCGGAUACGGAUGCCAACGAGUACACCGACCUGACCCCCGCCUCCGUCCUCCCCCGCCUGGUGGCCAGCCUGGGCUGGACGGACGCGGACCGUCGACCGCCGUAUACCUUUGAGGAGCUGGCCGCGCUGGCCAUCUGUUCGUCUCCCGACCGGCGCCUGACGGCUCGGCUGGCGGCUCAGUUCGUCAGACAGGUGUAUCCCUUCUAUCGGCAGCACGAGCAGCGGUUACAGACGUGUCUGGAGCAGGCGCUGUUCGCCAGCCCGUUCUUCCGUCGCCUGUCGGGCGGCGGCCCGCUCUCCCGACCCUGGACUGUGACGGUCGAGGGAGAGCGGCGACUCGCUGACGGCGUGCGGCGACGGCUCGGUGCCGAGGAGUUCUGGAGGCCCGCCAAACCCGCCUGGCAGGAGGACCAUAACUAUGCGGCAGAGAGCCCCUCCUCAGCAGCGGCGGGUGCGGGGAGGAGGAGGGUCAAACUGGCCACCAAAACGUGACAGAGGUGCGAGCGAGAGAGGUGUCGCUGGCUUCUUGUUGCGUCGGGCUGACUCUGCCCGGAGACUCCUUCAACUAGCCAUCAAACGUCAUCGCCUGCCGCCAUCAGCCGCCACUAGCGUCAUCGGCGGCGUCAUCGGCGUCAUCGGCUGUGCACCGGAUGACGACUUCGGAUUAGUACACGGUGACGAUCGUCCAAAGUGCGCACACACAGCACAUAUCUAACAUUGCUGGCUUCUCGGCUCGCCUUGACAUGGUGUAACCAAGUGCAACCUCCAGUCUGGUCAUUGAGAACAUGUGCUGAUGACUAUCGGCUGCUGACAGGCCUUCUGCGAGUCUAUCUGGUACGCUCGCUGGUCAGAGUGGUCUGCUCGCUAGUCACUGCGUCCACCCGCUAGUCAUAUCGCCAUGGUGUUGCGAGGAGAGGCGAGUCUACUGCCGAGAUUGGCCAUUGGAUUCGGCUGUGAUGAGUGCCCCCGGAGUGCUGCGGUGUCUUGAGGAGUGUCCCGAGGAGUGUCGUGGGAGUGUGAUGUGAGUGACCCCUUGGAGUGCAGCAGUGUUUCGGGAGGACUGGGGAGCAGCGCUUUGCCACAGUGGCAGUGUCGUAGAAUUGUGCAGUCUGCCCCCAGAUGACGGAGUGUCAAAAAUGUCGCCUCGGGAGUGUUCAUUGGUAGAGUCUAGAUCAGUGAUACGGAGUGCCCGGGAGUGCCCAGGAGUGCCUAGUGCAGGCAGCGGACGGCUGAGAUGGAGCACUCGAGUGCCUACCAGAGUGGUCCGCUCUGACCCUGACUACCGAGAAGAACAGCUGCCUCUCCAUUCUUCUUCAUUCGCUUCAGUGAUGGACGUCAGCUGCUCGACUUAGUUGCCAGCCUGGAAGAGGCGGAUACACUUCGCACAGUCAGGCCCCGUCUGUCGACUCAACGCUCCUGUUCAGGCGUAAAACUCCUGGGGCCAACGCCUCACCUCCACUGGAAAACCAACUUUCGUCGAUGGGAGACGUCUCUGUCAAAAGCCUGACUUCCUCCUCCGCCUGUGGUCUCCCGUGGUCUCUGAGGCCGCCGUGUCUGUCAUCAAGAAGAGAGGCAUCUGGGGAGGUCUCACACCGUCAGCCAGCCGACCGACUUGCAUCUUCAUUGAAACAGUUACAUCAUCACCCGGCCUCGUCAACUCGACUCAAAAGCUAUGCGAGCAUCAUCAACACCAUCUGUAGAACACUCGGGAAUAGUGGCCAAGAAGAUCAGCAGCAUGCGGUGACGUCGGCAUGCCUUCCCAUUGGCUGCCUGGGGCGACACGCUGCGGUCACAAGUGGGGAUGGCAGACGGGGGUUCCUCUCUCAGUCGACGGAGCGACACGCUGCGGUCACGGGUGGUGACGGCAGACGGGGGUUCCCCUUUCAGUCUUCGAAACACCGUGGUCGGAACUUGUUGGCGGGCACCGACAUCUUGUGCCAUGCUAAAAACAGCGACUGGAGGUUGUUCAGGUGAACAUAUCUCUUUCCUAAUAAUCUUGAGGUACUUUAAUGAAACAGUACUGAAUAUCGACUGGCGUUUUUGGCGGAUGUUAACUUAAUUGUCGGCAUAUGGUCGGAGGCAGGAGUUUACGGGCAGAAAGUCAUCAGAAAGUCAACCUUAGAAUGGCUGGUGACCUGGCGAAUGACUGAAGACGAUACGCGGCUAGUGGCAUCACCCAUUUCCCAUAUCAAUAGCUAGCGUGUGCUUGUCUGUUACUACCCUUUUGUGUGGUAGAGAGGGGCAGGUGUUUUGGGCGCCAGUCAAAACACAGGGGCAGGGCAGGCGUCAGCCGAAUAUGUGGGCUAUCGGAUCUCACCCCACACAAUUCGCCCAAUGUGAGCUUCCACCACGUAGGCCCGUCUUUCACCCCUCUGCGGGCCGAACGGGGUCAGAUCUGGGGUCAGAGGUCACUCUGGAAUAUGUCCCGGGGCGCUGCACUGAGAAGUCGCUGUGUGGCGACCUUUCACCUGUUAUCGGCUAGCGUGCAAUCGUGUGUUUGUGUGAUCCAGCGUGUGCGUAUGUGUGUGUAUUGUUAUGACAUCAUGUUACUCAGCGAUGCCCGAUGGUGUUAUGCUUGUGGGAGGAACAAUUUAUACGGCAACUGAUAGGCCAUUUUGCCGAAAUGUUGCGCCGUUUUGCAAUACAAAGCAUGUUAUGA
Messenger RNA from Amphibalanus amphitrite, 3344 nucleotides. RefSeq names its product forkhead box protein E1-like. The record is from RefSeq and is a predicted model, not a curated record. Bases 281 to 1177 code for a protein of 298 amino acids. NCBI's taxonomy places the organism in Eukaryota, Metazoa, Arthropoda, Thecostraca, Balanomorpha, Balanidae. Gene Ontology annotation, biological process: regulation of DNA-templated transcription. Gene Ontology annotation, molecular function: DNA-binding transcription factor activity; sequence-specific DNA binding. The transcript is spliced from 8 exons.